AGCAGAGGAGCUUUCACAUACAGAUGAAGUCAGCGUCAAGGCUUAUUUUACUGUAGCUUGUAGGCAGCACUGUACAUCACUGGUUGGCAUUGGGAUCUCUCUUGUUGUGUGGAGUACAGGAUCAGAAGCAGCAAAUGUUUCCGGUCAGGCAGCCUUGGCUUUGCAAAGCCUUAGGUUGUUAUGAUUGCUGUAUCCGCUGCCUUGGGGCAGUGCCCUACCCGUCCCUGGUGGCCACCCUGCUGUGCUAUGCUGGCAUGGCAUUAUUUUGUGGCUGCGGGCACGAGGCGUUGUCCCAGACCGAAGUUCUCGUCGAGACUUACUUCGCCCGCAACGUUCAAGACUUUGUGGUCAUGGCCUCCUUUAUCAAAUACUUCCAGUAUGUGAUCUAUGGCCUGGCGUCAUUUUUCUUCCUCUAUGGUAUCCUGCUGCUGGCUGAGGGGUUCUACACCACCAGCGCUGUCAAGCAGACUUUUGGUGAAUUCAGGAGCACCCACUGUGGCCGCUGCCUCAGCCUGACGUUCAUCAUAGUGACGUACAUCUUGGCCUUCAUCUGGUUGGCAGUGUUCGCCUUCACCGCCAUCCCAGUCUACUUCUUGUUCAACAUGGAGCAGACCUGCCACAACAUCAACAUCCUGGCUGAAACCACCCCCAGCAUUAAUCAGCACGGCUGGAUUUGCAUGGACGCCAGGCAGUAUGGUCUGCUUCCUUGGAAUGCAAUGCCAGGCAAGGCUUGUGGGAUGACCUUGGCGUCUAUUUGCAAAACCAGCGAAUUCUACGUCACCUAUGACUUGUACAUUGCUGCAUUUGCUGGUGCCGGGGUUACUCUCUUAGCACUGUUUCUGUAUCUGGCUGCAACUACCUACAACUACGCAGUCUUGCGGUUCCUGGGCAGGAAAGGGGUCCGCUAAGUGCAUCUCCCCCGUCCCAGUAAACCCCAAUUCUCUGGCUAUGAUGGACAGUCAACUUUUAGACUUCCAUUCAUCCUCUGGGAAACAGCGACUUCCAAAUGUGGAUCACCUGCUACAGUAUUUCUUUAGACGUGUCCAAUAACAGACAAAUGUUUCUCAUCACUGUUUUGUAUGAACAACAGACAGAGAGAUGAAGAUAAUUCACAUCCAGCAGCGAGCUCCGGCCUUCUUCCCAAAACCUCCUCUCAGAUGAUUCUCUUAGUGUUGUUGUUCAUUACCUCUUGCCAUGUUGCAUCUCUUCUUUUAUUUGUUUUCUGAAGCUUCAUUGGUGCUGAUGCUGUUGUCAGAUUAUGAUGUAUGAUGUCUCAUAAAUAAUUAAGAGCAAUGACAGCUCGCCCCUAUUGUCAUAACUGCAUGCACUCCGCUUUGUGUUUACUGAUGCAUACAUUGGUUCUGAAUAUGAUUUUGCUGCUGCCUCAUUAUCACCAUCUUGUAUAGCAACAUCGUGUGAACUACAGCAAGGGAGGCUGAAUGUACCAAAGUUCUCUACAUGGGUUAGGUGUAUCCCCUCGUCUCCCUUUGUGCUUUCACUUACAUGUACUUUGCAUUCACCCAUAAUGCAUUCUUGCUUCAUUUAAAUGCCACUGUGUAGGAGGGAAACAAAGACAUGUAUCAAUUUUUCAGGAUGUGUUUGGGUUACUGCUUAAAAUAAGCUAUUUUUGUGUUACUGAGGUGUUGAUGCUUCAAUAAUGUGCC
Molecule: messenger RNA, 1664 nt
Organism: Plectropomus leopardus (leopard coralgrouper)
Lineage: Eukaryota; Metazoa; Chordata; Actinopteri; Perciformes; Serranidae
Gene: plp1b
Product: proteolipid protein 1b
Biological process (GO): central nervous system myelination; axon development
Cellular component (GO): myelin sheath; plasma membrane
Molecular function (GO): structural constituent of myelin sheath
Source: RefSeq, a predicted model, not a curated record